This is a messenger RNA of Drosophila bipectinata, 574 nucleotides long. RefSeq names its product C-type lectin 37Da-like. Gene Ontology annotation, molecular function: signaling receptor activity. The record is from RefSeq and is a predicted model, not a curated record. NCBI's taxonomy places the organism in Eukaryota, Metazoa, Arthropoda, Insecta, Diptera, Drosophilidae.
CAAGUAGUUGACAAAAUGAUGGAGAAACUAUUUGGAAUUUUUCUCGUCUGCUUUAUUGGAGCAAUAACUCCAUUCGGAGCUCUUCGAGUUCUAACAGAUGUAGCAAAUGGAGUAUCGGAUAGUUUUAAGCUAGAUACCACACCUUUUAUUAAACUUCCAACCGGCUACUAUCACUUUGAGUUCGACAAGACAACUAACUGGUUUAAAGCCUUCGAAGCCUGUCGGAGAAUAAAUGGUCAUUUGGUUUCUUUCGAGACAAAGGACGAAUUGGAGGCCGUCGUUAGAUAUAUCAGGAAAACCACUUACACUAACCACUUUUGGACUUCUGGUACCGAUUACGCCAAGAAGGGUCACUAUGUCUGGUUUGCCACCGGAAAGAAAAUCGAUCUCGACAUCUGGUGGCCAGAUGAACCCAAUAAUUUCAAUGAUACGGAACACUGUGCCGAGCUGAGUAUAAAUGCCAAGUCUAAGCAGGUGAAGGGUAUAAAUGACGUAGGAUGUUUACUUUCCCGAUCGUACGUCUGCGAAGCUGAGGAAGGAACUACUGCUUCCGUUGUAGUUUGGUAGGUUUUGU